This is a messenger RNA of Achroia grisella, 1179 nucleotides long. RefSeq names its product alanine--glyoxylate aminotransferase-like. The record is from RefSeq and is a predicted model, not a curated record. Gene Ontology annotation, molecular function: L-alanine:glyoxylate transaminase activity; L-serine:pyruvate transaminase activity. NCBI's taxonomy places the organism in Eukaryota, Metazoa, Arthropoda, Insecta, Lepidoptera, Pyralidae. The transcript has 7 exons. The coding region runs from base 1 to 1179 and encodes 392 amino acids. Gene Ontology annotation, cellular component: peroxisome.
AUGUACAAAGACAAGCUAACUAUUCCGGCUCCGAAAAUAGAGGAUCGUCAGUACACGAAACCGUUGCUUUGUAGUCCGGGACCAUGUGAUAUUUGGCCCUCUGUUGCUGAAGCUCUCACAAGACCAAUUCUAUCGCCAUUUUACGAUGAACUGUCUCAGGUGAUGUUUGAUAUCCGUGCUGGUUUACAAUAUUUGUUUCAAACCAAAAGUGAGCUGGUACUUGCUGUGAUUGGUUCGGGAAAUGCUGGAAUGGAAACUAUUAUAAGCAAUUUAAUUGGCCCUAAAGAAAAACUACUGCUAUGUAGCAGGGGUCAAUGGGACGAUCGAGCACUGGAGAUGACUAAAAGAUAUGGUAUCGAUACAUUUGUACAUCGAGUUCCAUUUACUGCUACCUUUAGCUUUACUCUUAUCGAGGACCUUCUGAAGAGAAUACGACCUAUGGCAGUAUAUAUCACUCAUGGCGAUUCAUCUACGGGUUCAGUGCAAAAAAUCGAAGGGCUCGGAACACUGUGUCAUAAAUAUGGUGCUCUCCUAUUAGUGGACACAGUGGUUUCUCUGGGCGGCGAACCGUUCUUCACAGAUGAAUGGGGCGUAGAUGGAAUUUGCACCUCUACUCAGAAAGGACUCAGUGGACCGGCGGGUAUUUCACCUGUUGCAUUCAGCGAGCGAGCCCAAAAAGUUAUUAAAAAGAGGAAUUUUAAACCACCUUUUUCCUUCGACGUUGAAUUAUUGGCUGCACAAUGGAACUGCUUUGAAGAUACUACAUAUCACCAUCACUCACUAUCCUCAUUAUCACCACCAUUGCUAUGGGCACUUCGAAGCUGUUUAAUGGAAAUAAUCAAGGAGACUCUGCCUAAGGUUUGGGCUCGCCACACUGAGACCACAGCAUACUUCCAUAAACGUAUUCAAGGUCUUCCUCUAGAAUUUCUAAUCCCCAAACCUGAAGACCGACUGGUGACUGUGACGACUGUGGUUCUGCCAAAAGAUUACGACCAUGUAGAGUUUGUGAAUUAUAUGAGAAAUAAGCACAACAUCCUAAUAUCCCUCGGGGUGGGGCCUACAGUUGGCAAGGCACUCCGUAUCGGCACCAUGGGCUUUAACUCUACUAAACAAGUGGUGGAUGCUAUAGUCGAUGCAUUAGCAGACACACUGGGCGCUCUUAAAAAGUCUUCUCUAUAA